AUGAUCUAUUUUUUUUUGUCAGCCGACGUAAAGCUGUUCAUAUCUAUCUAUCUACUAGACCUGUUCAUUUCGAUCUAUCUAUCUAUUAGACCUACCUGUUCAUUUCUAUCUAUCUAUCUACUAGACCUGUUCAUUUCUAUCUAUCUAUCUAUCUAUCUAUCUAGAUCCGUUCAUAUCUAUUUAUCUUUCUAUCUAGACCUUUAUACAUCUAAUGAUAUUAGACGACGUUAUCAUGCCUUCUCUGUAACGACUGUUUUCAGUUAUCUUUCUUUCUUCGUUAUCUAUCUAUCUAUCUAUUAUAGUCUCUUCGUUAUCUAUCUAUCUAUAGUCUCUUCGUUAUCUAUCUAUCUAUCUAUCUAUUAUAGUCUCUUCGUUAUCUAUCUAUCUAUCUAUCUAUCUAUUAUAGUCUCUUCGUUAUCUAUCUGUCUAUCUAUUAUAGUCUCUUCGUUAUCUAUCUAUCUAUCUAUUAUAGUCUCUUCGUUAUCUAUCUAUCUAUCUAUCUAUUAUAGUCUCUUCGUUAUCUAUCUAUCUUCUCUUCGUUAUCUAUCUAUCUGUCUAUCUAUUGUAGUCUCUUCGUUAUCAAUCUAUCUAUCUAUAGUCUCUUCGUUAUCUAUCUAUCUAUCUCUGGGAAUAUCUGCAGAACAGUUAACAUUUUUCUUUCCUUUAGCUAUCUAA
Acanthosepion pharaonis is the source of this 675-nucleotide messenger RNA. The record is from the annotation of a GenBank genome assembly. NCBI's taxonomy places the organism in Eukaryota, Metazoa, Mollusca, Cephalopoda, Sepiida, Sepiidae.